Messenger RNA from Nematolebias whitei (Rio pearlfish), 1000 nucleotides. RefSeq names its product SET domain and mariner transposase fusion gene (gene setmar). The record is from RefSeq and is a predicted model, not a curated record. Lineage: Eukaryota; Metazoa; Chordata; Actinopteri; Cyprinodontiformes; Rivulidae. Gene Ontology annotation, molecular function: protein binding; zinc ion binding; histone H3K9 methyltransferase activity. The transcript has 2 exons. Bases 7 to 882 code for a protein of 291 amino acids. Gene Ontology annotation, cellular component: nucleus.
GAAAACAUGACCGGACUCGAAGAGCAUGGUCUGGAUUUGAGUGACGGCUUAGAGGAUGUCCCUGUUUUAUGUAGAGGGCCGACAUUUCCUAAAUUUAAGUACUGCACAGAUAAUGUCCCAGGACCAGGAUGCUCUGUGAGCCCCAGUGAAGUGACUCUUCCUGGAUGUUCCUGCCUGACCCGCUCCUGCCGCCCUGAGAGCUGCUCCUGCCUGCAGACGUACGGGCAGGCGUUCGACAGCACCGGCACGCUGCUGAACCUCGGCAGGUUGGACUCUGACUACUGUUCUCCUGUGUUUGAGUGUAACGCUCUCUGCAGCUGCGGUGACUCCUGCUCCAACCGAGUCGUGCAGAGAGGGCUGAGGCUCAGGUUGGAGGUCUGCAGCACCGGGAACAAGGGCUGGGGGGUUCGAACACUGGAGGAAAUCCCACGUGGGACGUUUGUGUGCGAGUACGCAGGAGAGGUGAUCAGUUUUGCAGAGGCCAAACGCAGACAGCUCAGCCAGACUGCAGAGGAGAUGAAUUACAUCAUCGCCGUGAGGGAGCACGCAGGAGCGGGCGCCAUCACCGAGACGUUCGUGGACCCCGCUCUGGAGGGGAACGUAGGCCGUUUUCUGAACCACUCCUGCCAGCCCAACCUGCUCAUGCUGCCGGUGCGUGUGCACUCGGUGAUCCCAAGGCUGGCGCUGUUUGCUGGACAUGACAUCAAUGCUCAGGAGGAGCUGACCUUCGAUUACUCAGGAGGAUACAGAACCCGGCAGCCUGCAGAGCACACAGCUGCUGCACACGUGGUGACGACUCCUGGAGCUCAGAGGAAAGUGUGCCACUGUGGUGCUAACAACUGCGCACACUUCCUUCCCUUGGAUUUAUCUAUUCUCAGCUGAAAUAAUGUCAAAAAUAAGCACAUUUUUUGCUUUUAUAUAAUGUUUUAAAACUAUUUGUUUCCAGAUUCAAGCAAUUUUGUUUUAAAGCAAAGACAAGAAAACUGCUCAAACAAUUCAU